Messenger RNA from Myotis lucifugus (little brown bat), 2107 nucleotides. It is a transcript of the gene RCOR2, whose product is annotated as REST corepressor 2. The transcript is spliced from 11 exons. Bases 26 to 1465 code for a protein of 479 amino acids. NCBI's taxonomy places the organism in Eukaryota, Metazoa, Chordata, Mammalia, Chiroptera, Vespertilionidae. The record is from RefSeq and is a predicted model, not a curated record. Gene Ontology annotation, biological process: negative regulation of DNA-templated transcription; regulation of transcription by RNA polymerase II. Gene Ontology annotation, cellular component: histone deacetylase complex; transcription regulator complex. Gene Ontology annotation, molecular function: transcription corepressor activity.
GCCUCCUCCUGGCUCCACAGACAGCAUGAUCCGCGUUGGAACCAAUUACCAGGCUGUAAUCCCCGAGUGCAAGCCUGAGAGCCCCGCACGCUACAGCAACAAGGAGCUGAAGGGGAUGCUCGUGUGGUCGCCCAACCACUGUGUGUCGGAUGCCAAGCUUGACAAGUACAUUGCAAUGGGCCAAGGAGAAGCACGGAUACACAUUGAGCAGGCACUGGGCAUGCUCCUCUGGCAUAAGCACGACGUGGAGAAGUCACUGGCUGACCUGGCCAACUUCACCCCGUUCCCCGACGAGUGGACCGUGGAGGACAAGGUGCUGUUUGAACAGGCCUUUGGCUUCCACGGCAAGUGCUUCCAGCGGAUCCAGCAGAUGCUGCCCGACAAGCUGAUCCCCAGCCUGGUGAAGUAUUACUACUCUUGGAAGAAGACCCGGAGCCGGACCAGCGUGAUGGACAGACAGGCUCGGCGGCUGGGGGGCCGAAAGGACAAAGAAGAGAGUGAUGAGCUCGAGGAGGGACGAGGAGCUGUGAGUGAGGGAGAGCCAGAUGCCGGAGACCCCAAGAGAGAGCCUCUGCCCUCUCGGCCUCUGAAUGCCCGCCCAGGCCCCGGGAAGAAGGAGGCCCAGGCCUCUCAGUAUCGCCACCACCCACUGAGGACGCGGCGGCGCCCCCCCAAGGGCAUGUACCUGAGCCCCGAGGGCCUCACUGCGGUGUCAGGAAGCCCAGACCUUGCCAACCUCACGCUUCGAGGCCUUGAUUCCCAGCUCAUCUCCCUCAAGCGUCAGGUGCAAAGCAUGAAGCAGACCAAUAGCAGCCUCCGCCAAGCCCUGGAGGGCGGCAUUGACCCACUCCGCCCCCCUGAGGCCAACACCAAGUUCAACUCCCGCUGGACCACAGACGAGCAGCUCCUGGCUGUACAAGCCAUCCGCAGGUACGGCAAAGACUUCGGGGCUAUUGCAGAGGUGAUUGGGAACAAGACUCUGACCCAGGUGAAGACCUUUUUUGUGAGCUACCGGCGCCGCUUCAAUCUGGAGGAGGUGCUGCAGGAAUGGGAGGCUGAGCAGGAUGGGGCCCCUGGAGCCCCGGUCCCCAUGGAGGAGGCUAGGAGAGGGGCUCCCUUGCCAGCCCCAGCCCUAGAGGAAGAUGACGAGGUCCAGAUUACAUCUGUCUCAACAUCUGUGCCCCGACCCGUGCCCCCUCCGCCACCCCCCCCUCCACCUCCCACCUCCCUGUCCCAGCCGCCCCCACUGCUGAGGCCACCUUUGCCCACGGCUCCUACCCUGCUUCGCCAGCCGCCCCCACUCCAGCAGGGCCGCUUCCUCCAGCCCCGGCUGGCCCCCAACCAGCCCCCACCACCUCUUAUCCGCCCAGCUGUGGCUGCCUCCCGUCACAGUGCCCGCCCUGGCCCUCAGCCCCCACCCACCCUGAUUGGAGCCCCCCUGGAGCCUCCAGCCCCCUCACUCUGAGCUCUGAGGCCCUCCACCCAGAGGCUCCAGAACACCUUUGCUGGAUGUGUUGGGCACCCCUGGCUUCACUGACGACAGAAGGGACUGGAGCUCUUGCCAGGUCUUUCAAAGACCCACAGCUGCUGACCAUCUUGGGCAGACCAGCAGUUCUGACCGUCUCUGGCAGCUGAGCCCAUCUCCCACAGCCCAACCGGGGUGGGGCUCAGGGCCCAGGGCCUCUGAGCUGGCCUGAGGGCACUUGCUCUUCCCGGAGGGGCGCAGUGGCUGCCUCCUAGUCAGCUGGAGUUUGGCCUUUUGGCCCUAGCCUUUGUGUAGAGGGGGUCCUGAUCGUAGCUUGGGGGGUGGGGGAGGACAUUUUGGCCUGUUGGCGGUUCUUCCUCUUCCCUUCUUUUAGCAAUAAGUCUGGGGUGAGGUAGGGAGGGGCUGGAGGGGGGAGGGGGCCGAGAGUCCCCUGGGGCUUGACAGCAGCUGAGACGUAAGGGGCGGCUCUCCCGGCUUUGGCCACACAAGAGGCCUCCAGGGACGCGCUGAGCUCUGAGGGUGCCCACUUCACUCGCCACCUGAAAGCUUAGAGAAAGAAACAGAUGCAGACAUGGGUUUAUUUUUCAAUGUUUUUUAAAGAAAUAAAACCUUCCAAGCUCA